AUGGAUCUGUCUUCUCUCAGGAUAUGUCUUCUCUGGCAAUCCGUGAGCCUUCUCGCUCGGUCCGUCUCCUCUUUCUCUGCAUCAUCCUCUAAUCCGAUCCGUGAACGGUUUCGCUUCCACUUCCUCUCCGAAGCUUCUCUUCCGCCAGUUCUUGGUGAAAGAGUCCUCCACUUUCAACGACUACUCGCCGACGUCUCGCUUCCGGAGUGGUUGGUGUUGUGUGGGGGUUGCAAUGAGAGUAUGGCUCACGGAACCCACUCUCUCUCAGAAACGCUUUCAAGUUCAUCAACGAAAGAGUCUGGCCCUCUUGAGCCUAGUAUACAACUCUCUGCGUCUGAUGCCUCUGUCUUCGGUUCACAAUGGACUGAAGAUGGCAAUGAAGACGCAGAGAUUGUGUAUGACCGUAAAGAGAGACGUAAAUGGUCACCAGCAGAGGACGGUGUGCUCAUAAGUGCUUGGUUGAACACCUCCAAAGAUGCAGUGGUUUCGAAUGAGCAGAAAACAAUUGCGUUUUGGAAACGAAUUGCGGCUUAUUAUGCUGCGAGUCCAAAGCUGGCAGGACUCCAAAAGAGAGAGCCAACGCACUGUAAAUCAAGGUGGGGCAAGAUAAAUGAGGGGAGGUCGAGUGGGCAGAACGAGAAUGACGUUUUGAAGAUGGCUCACGAGAUUUUCUACAACGAUUACAAGGCGAGGUUCACAAUGGAGCAUGCAUGGUUGGAGCUUCGCCAUGAUCAGAAAUGGUGUGGAGCCUCUACAACUAAAGAUAAAUUUCACUCAAAGAGAAGGAAGCUCGAUGACCACUCGGUACAGACAGCAUCCUCUGUUGCAGGAAGUCAUGGAGAGGAUGAGGUUCGCCCAGUUGGUGUUAAAGCAUCAAAGGCAAAAGCAAAAAAGUCUGUGACCAAGUCAGCGACUUUGGAAGAAGACGGUAGGGAGUUGCAGAGGAUCUGGGAGAUUCAGCAGAAGGAUUAUGCUGAGAAAGAUAGGCUUAAUAAGCAGAAAUUACUUGACAAACUAUUGGCCAUGACAGAGCCACUGAGUGAACUUGAAAUGGCUUUGAAAACUAAGCUUAUUACUGAGAUGUUGGCACUUUAG
This is a messenger RNA of Brassica napus (rape), 1095 nucleotides long. Its product is annotated as glutathione S-transferase T3-like. The transcript is spliced from 4 exons. NCBI's taxonomy places the organism in Eukaryota, Viridiplantae, Streptophyta, Magnoliopsida, Brassicales, Brassicaceae. The record is from RefSeq and is a predicted model, not a curated record. The coding region runs from base 1 to 1095 and encodes 364 amino acids.